This is a messenger RNA of Larimichthys crocea (large yellow croaker), 2123 nucleotides long. RefSeq names its product mixed lineage kinase domain like pseudokinase. The record is from RefSeq and is a predicted model, not a curated record. Gene Ontology annotation, molecular function: protein kinase activity; ATP binding. NCBI's taxonomy places the organism in Eukaryota, Metazoa, Chordata, Actinopteri, Sciaenidae. Gene Ontology annotation, biological process: necroptotic signaling pathway; protein phosphorylation; cell surface receptor signaling pathway. The coding region runs from base 103 to 1506 and encodes 467 amino acids. The transcript is spliced from 11 exons.
CUGAAGGCUACAGAAGCUGUUUCAUUUUUUCACCGCACACACACACAACGUUUACCUGGGUCAAGACAAGAAGCUUUUGCUGACAACCACGUAGAGUUGGUCAUGGACUACAUAGAGCCUAUCCUGUCUAUCGCCUCAGAGAUCUACACCCUGGUUGAGAAAGUGAAGGCAAAUCGGGAGCGAUGCCAGCGUCUUUCUUGCCGAGUCAAAGCUCUGGAAAAGGUCAUCAAAGAGACAGGGAAGAGACAACCCUCUGGUGAGGUAGAACAAGCUCUCAGGGAACUCCACAUCACUCUGGAAUCAGCAAAAAACUUCAUUGAGAAAUUCACUUCGGCCAAUUUGAUGAAGCGCAUUGUGAACUCUGGAAGCCAUGAAGGCGAGUUCGACAUCUUUAAUGAGCGCCUCAGUGAUGCCGUCCAGGUUCUGUCUGUAUUUCUGCAGGUGGAGCAACAGAAUGUGUUGGACCAGGUGUUUGAUCAGACCACCAGACAGAAAGAAGAUGCGGUCGAUGGGAGAAAGGACAACGAAGAGCUGAAGAAAUUGCUGCAUGACUACAUGAAGGCACAGGAGGAGAAGUAUGAACAACUCAGAAUCGACGUAGAAAAGCGCAUGGCGUCCUUGAACAAGCCCAGCAUCACUGAGAUAACCACACGGAUGAUCAAAUCAGACGAGCUGAAAUAUGACCAUCCUAAAAAGCCUUUCAUGACAACACCAUCCUCAGAGGUCUACAGAGGAGAAUACAAUGGAUUCCCUGUGGCAAUCAAGCGAUACACUGACCUUUUAAACACCAGCUUACGGGACGUGAAGUCUAUUUUCAAUAAGGAAGUUGAAACUAUGAAACGGUUUGAGUCUCCCAACAUCCUGCGAAUGUUUGGCAUCUCUGUCAAGGAUGAGGAAGGACCCAGCCCUCAGUUCCUCAUCAUAAUGGAGUACUGUGAGAAGGGAAGUCUCCGCCAGGUUCUGGACUCUGACUGCAAACUGUCCUGGACCAGAAAAGCAUGUAUGUGUCUGGAUGCAGCCAAAGGACUCUACCGCCUGCACCAGACAGAGGAAAAAUCUAAGGUUCAUGGAUGCAUCAACAGCAGCAAGUUCCUGGUGGAUAAAGGCUACACAGUCAAGCUGGGAGGGUUUGAGCUGUCAAAAACGGAGACUUCACUGAAGAAGUCGAUAAAGACGUCAACACACAGAGAGGAGGGCCACUGCUACUACACUCCUCAAAAGCUCAACAACAUCAACCACAAGUACAGCAAAGAGUGCGAGAUAUACAGCUUUGGAAUCGUCUUGUGGGAAAUUGCAACCCGUAAGAAACCUUUUGAUGGCUUGACGAUUCAGGAUGUGUAUCAGAAAGUGUACACAGAGAAAUAUCAGGAACCACUCCCUGACGACUGUCCUGAACCACUUGGAUCUCUGAUCAAUGACUGUCGGGCCUAUGAUAGCUUCCAAAGACCUAAUGCUGGAGUGCUGGUGGAUAAACUAGGCAUUGUGGUGGCACAGUUAGAGGAGUAAUAAAACAUCACUCCUCUGCCUCUCUGUGAGCAGCACUCAGGUCAUCCUCAGCACAAGAAAUACAAAAAGUCUGAAAACAAGCCUGUAGCUUGCUGAAAACUCCAUAAUCCAAAGGAUGGUUUACAAGGCACUAUCCUUUUACUGUAACUCUUGGAUAAGUAUAUCAUACUGUUCUAACCAGGAACCUGUUUCCAAAAAUAAACCUCAUGGAUCUGCUUAUACGUGUGUUAUUUGAACAGCAUUAUAACUCUAAAUGUUUUUUAAAUGGGUGUCCUAAAAAAAUGGUAACAUGGGUUGUUUUAGAGAUGUUGAUAUAGACAUAUAAAUCAUUACAUUGUAUUUUAUAGCACAGAACCUACAUUACAGCAUAUACUGUAACUGUCACACAUGUAAAGGAUGUUAUGAAUGUUAGCUCUCUCUCAUCUAACUGAAAAAGGCCUUUACCUAUUGUUACAACUCAACAUUACAACAAAAUACUAUUUUCAAACUGUGUUAUGUUUUACGUAAAUGGGUUUGUGUGUACCAUGACCAUGACUGCUCUUGGCAAGUAAAAGUGGUGUUUGGAGUAACAUGGGUGCUGAUGUUUAAAUACGAAUAAAAUAUGAAUCAUGAAACCA